AUGAUGAGCGGUGGCGGCGACAAUUUAUUGGGUUCUGCGGCGACGGCGACUUCUGUCUCGCAGGUAAGUGAUGUUGAUGAUGAUGAUGUUCCUUUAAUAUUAUUUAUUUACUGUAAUUGUGUUUGUCGAGAGAGAGAAGGAAAAGAAGGAUCGUAAUAGAAUUUGUGCAGCCAGAUAAUUAACUUUUCUGGCCGUGGAUCUUUUCUCUGUGAGCCUGAGCCUGAGCCAUGGAGCACCCAUAAAUUCAUUAUGGAAAUUUGAUUGUUAGAUGCGAGUAUAUCGAGAAGACACAACACAACACAGACUAACAAUUCCCCCACUUUUUUCACCAACAAACUCAACUGAAAAUGAUAGCUCUUAGUUUUUCCCAACUUUUUUUUAAAUUCAGGACUUUAGUUGUAGGUUUUCACAAAAGUCAAACAUUUUGUAGAAACUACAAACAUUUUGUAGAAAGUAAAUCAAUUCGAAUACUUUUUCCAGCAGAACGUUUUCUUUCGAUAACAUUCACAACUUCAGUGAAAAUAUCUUAUUCAGAAAUAAGAGUUGUCUUUUGGUUUUUUAGAAUUCGCCUAAUUUGAAAUUUGGUUAAAUUUUUAUCACUUCUUCACUCAAAUUAUAAAUACUGAUUUAUUUCGAUGUUUUCAGAAUAUUUUUUCAUCUGACAAUUAACUAUUGCAUAACAAAAUCUAUAAAUUGAUCGAAUCAUUUUUCAAUAAAUUUGGAGAGCCUGAAAAUGAAAAUUCAAUGUAUCAUAAAAAUUUAAAAUAAAUCUUUUCAAAAACAAACCAUUACAGUUUUGAGUUAUUUUUCAGUCGAAAAAAUUUUUUCCCGAUAUUUUUUCACCGCAUUUGAAUAUUCAAUCAAUUUUCUGAAUAUUCAAAUGAUUGAGAAUUUUUCACAGUUCGCACAAAUUUUGACAAAAAUUCUUGAGGGCCCACGGUCAAUUUUUUCACUGUUUCACCAAAUUUUUAACUCGAAAAAAGUGUUUGGUAGUUAAUGUUUUUUUGGUUUUAUGACGGAACAUUUAGAUAUUUUUUUCAAAAAAAAAUCUGCGGAACUUCUGUGAAGAUUAUCUAAAUUUUGAAAAAAAAAUCAGAUUUUUCUCGAAAACUGAUUCUUAUUGUUCAAAAAAAAUUAUUCAAAAAUCCUCUGCCCAAAGUUGAAUGAUAAUUUUCGAAAAUUCAAAAAAAAACUUCUCUUUGCCCUUGAAAUUUCCUGAAAAUCCAACUCAAUAUGUUUUUUUACAGUUCCAAGAAAAAGUCAAAGACCUCGGAGUCUCUCUUCACGACUUCACUGCCUAUUAUCCAUCAUCAUUGGACACUGUUUCAGCAAGUCUUCGACCACUCGCUGAUCCAACUUCAGGUAACUUCAGAUCUUCAGAAUUAUCUAUAGAAGUUCUGACUUUUGAAUUAGAAAAAUCUUUUUUGAGAAUUCAAGAUUCAAAAAGUGAACAAAAUAUUUUCUGGAUCCAGAAAAAUAGAGAAUAGGAAUUCUUGUAAAGUAGAAAAUGUUGGUUGGGAGAAAAACUGGAGAAAUGAAAUUUUUUGCUGUGCGAGAGUUGCUGUGCGCACAAAAUUACAUCAGAAUAUAUCAGAUUUGCGGAAUCAUAUUUGUUCAACACAUUUUCCUCCUUUUUCUUUAAGCUUCUCCUCACUUUUCUUUUUUUUCCUCCACCAUUUUCUUCUAAAUCCAGAAAUUAGUAUUCUGGAGCAAUUCUGGAGCGAAAUCUUCUAUCCAGAUUGUGUUGAGUCUGAGCCAAGACAAAACAAGACAAGAAAAAGUCAAGCUGUCAAUUAUAUCAAGCAAUUAUGUAUUGUGUGAAGGGGAGGACUCUUUAAGAAGACCACACUUCCUAAUAAUCCUAUUGUGUUCACUUUUUUUCUAUGAGAGGAACGGGAAAGAAUGAAUUAUAAUAAUAACAACAACAACUGCUCAUUUUGUUGGGGUACUGUAGGAGUUAGGCAAAUUUUGAGAGAGUCAGAUUUUGUGGAAAACUUUAUUGAGCUUUGAAAAUUUUGAAACUAAACUUUUUAGUUGGACCUUUGAAUUAUAGUUCUUGAAAUUAUUUACAACGUGAACUACGACACUCCGCGAUUCCUUUCAAAUUCAAAAAGCUUUUUAUUCAUAUUUUGUCUCAACAAGAAUUCCAACCUACCGUACCCUUUCUCCCUCGUUUUUCGCCCUUCCGGCUGACCCGUUCUCUUCUCACUUUUUAUUGGAAAAUUAUAGGGAUUACUGUAGAGGGAUUACGCAAUAGAUUUUUUGGCCAAAACAUGACUACACCUGAAAAAUGUAUCAUCUGUCAAGGCUCUGCGGGAAGCCGUGAAGAGCCGCCAAGAGGAAAUUGGAAAGAGAUACCGGCUUUUCGAGUGCGCUUCAAGAUCAUGUUAUUUUUUAUUAAUUUUUGGAGCGGGUUUCAAAUUCGGUUGAAAAUAGGGAAUUGGGGUUAUUAAGGAAUGUUUUUUUUUAAAAAGUUUCAAGAUUUUUUUCAUAAUUUAUCCUCCCGAAAAAUUGACCCACAAAAACUAGGGUUCACAAAAAUUUCCAAAAUCAAUAUCACCUUUGAACUGUUCUCUUCAAAAAAAAAUACAGUAACCUUGAAAUGGUGGCUAAUCUGUUCUGUUGAUGAAAAACUAAAUUGAAACAUCUGCAUAUUCAUUUUUGUUCGAAACACAAAACAAUGUUUUCUUUGUUGCAGAUGGUGCAUUCAAGAAGAUUAAGUCUGAAGGAAGCUCCUCUUCGGUUUUUGGAUCCUCGUUGGCUGGAGUCGCUAAUACGCCAGCAAGGUUUGUUCGGGUGAAUUGAAAGAUAGGAAAGAUUGGAGAAUUCGGGUUGUGGAUAUGAGAUUUUCACAGGAAAAUUUUUCGGGGAAAUUUGGGAAUUUUAAAGAUGGUUUGAUCAGUAAAAUUAAUAUUUUAGACGUCGUCAUCGCACAACAUUCACUCAAGAACAGUUAGCCGAACUCGACGCCGCAUUUCAAAAAUCGCAUUAUCCGGAUAUUUAUGUACGCGAAGAAUUGGCGCGAAUCACCAAAUUGAAUGAGGCGCGAAUUCAGGUAAAUUUAGAAUUUUCCUAACUUUGGAAAAUUCGGAUUAAUUGAUUGAGUAAACAUCUAAUUAACUAAUUAUCCACGCUCACUUUGACUGAUACCCUCUGGUUUAGCCCACGCACACACAUACAAAACCAAUUCUUCUAUGCAGAUGUUUCGCGCACCCGAGCGAGCGGAUUAUACUCACUAAUUAGUGUAAUUAGUUCGAUUCCACUGAAUGACCAAAAGUGUUUACCAACAACUUUUUUUCUUGCGAGAGAAAGAGUUUUAUUGAUUUUUUUUCGCUGGCUCUCGGGUAAAUACCGUAGUUCAUUUUUUUCUUGGCGACAGCCAGCGCGACUAAAUUCAAUUAGGCUGCUUUUGAGGAGGCAGCGAAAAGAGGGAAAAGAGCCAAUAUCCGAAGGGGGCGCGAGAAGAAACACACUUCUUAUUGAUCAGAAAUAAAAAAUCAUGGUUGGGAGUGGGGAUUGAAAAAGUUAUACACUAACUAGCUGAGCUACGUGGGAGAGUGGUUUCGAACAUUUUGAAAAAUCACUGGAUUUGGAAUUUUUAUUUCAAGAAAUCAGCCACAUGGCAAAUUUUUUCACAACAAAUCAAUAAUUUGUCAGUUUCACUUUUUUAAAUGCAAAAAUCUCGUGAUUUUAAAAUCAAAAAUUAAAUAAUAAAUUUCUCAAUUUGACACAGAAAAAAUCAAUAAUUUCAAGUUUUUAUUAAUUUCCCACGUGAACUGUUUAAUUUCCCAUUUAAAAACCCACCCAACUCAUUACCAUACUUUCCAUCUCCAAUAAUCAACAUUUCAAUUCCAGGUUUGGUUCCAAAAUCGUCGCGCAAAACAUCGAAAACAGGAAAAACAGUUGAAUAAGGCGAUCAAUCCACAACACGCAUUUUUAACAAAUCAAGCCGGAAAUCUAAUGAGACAGGGAAUGUAUUCAAGUGCUUUGAAUCGAGACGGCGGAUUCUGGUAUCCAUCAUAUCCGAGACAAAUGCCAUAUCCAACAACAAGUCCGAGUUAUUCGAAUUCGUUCACAAAUCCUAUUGCAAAGUGAGUCAUUUUUUGUUAUCCUUUUUUUUUUCAUUUAUAUAAAUUAAAUGUGUUUCCAGUUUCGGUCAAUCGAUAGGUCCAUUUUCAACCGAUGAUGAAUUCUAUCAAAAAAGUCUUGCACUUCGAAUGACUGCAGCUCCAUCUUCGACCUCAACAACUGCCUCGAAUAUAGCCAAUUAUCAACAACAACAAAAUUCGGACUCCUCCGCUGAUACUCCAUCAAUCUGA
Caenorhabditis angaria is the source of this 4319-nucleotide messenger RNA. Lineage: Eukaryota; Metazoa; Nematoda; Chromadorea; Rhabditida; Rhabditidae. The record is from the annotation of a GenBank genome assembly.